Molecule: messenger RNA, 3472 nt
Organism: Myripristis murdjan (pinecone soldierfish)
Lineage: Eukaryota; Metazoa; Chordata; Actinopteri; Holocentriformes; Holocentridae
Gene: adgrd2
Product: adhesion G protein-coupled receptor D2
Exons: 26
Coding region: 1-3255 (1084 amino acids)
Biological process (GO): adenylate cyclase-activating G protein-coupled receptor signaling pathway; cell surface receptor signaling pathway
Cellular component (GO): plasma membrane
Molecular function (GO): G protein-coupled receptor activity
Source: RefSeq, a predicted model, not a curated record
AUGUCUGCCACCCUGCUGCUCUCGAUGAACUCUCUGUGCCAAAUGCCUGACACUGCUUGCUCAGAAGACCUGGACAUGCUGGAUGUUGGGGCCAAGGUGGUGUGUGAGACUGAGCCAACACAUGCUAGUCCAGACAGAGAGAGGGGCUUACAUGCAGAGGCCAGACUGGUCCACCUCACAUCGGACUGGGCCUUCCAGCUGGUCGAUGACUCACUGGACUUUCCCAGGGCUGACAGCUUCUGCAGAGGCAUGUUCAGCUCCCUCAUCACCCUGGACCAGCCAGAGGACCAGGAGGGAGCCUUGGAGCUGCUCCGGCAGGCUGGUGUCCACUCACCCAUCUGGGUCAGGGAUCCCAGCAGAGCAGUCUCCAAGCCCCUAGCCUUCGCAAAGCAAUAUUUACCCUUCUCAGCUCUGAACUUCCCAAGGGAAUCCCGUGAGGGCUUUGCUCGUGUCAACAUGUCCUUCCCUGCCCUGUCGGCCGUGAGUGUGUGUAUUCGUGUUCAGUGGGACCCAGAGUGGGACGAGGUGUCCACCAUCUUCUCCUACGCUGCACCCGUGUUCACUAACGAAUUCCAGCUCCGUGGCCAAGUGGACAUGCAGGGGCGUAUUCUCUUGGCGCUCAUCAUCCACGGGCAACACCAGCCAUAUAAGGCUUCCUUUCCCAAUGACGGAGCGUGGCAUCACCUAUGUGUUACCUGGCGCAGGAGCAAUGGCCACUGGGCUAUCUAUGUGGACGGGGAGAGGAAAGACAUGGGGUUGGGGUUGGACACUCCCAGGGAUAUCCACAGGGACGGGAUACUCAUCCUGGGUCAGGACCAAGAUUCCUUUGGAGGGAAUUUCACAGAGCCCUUUGUUGGAAAUAUCACCGACCUGAAUGUUUGGAAUAUCUCUUUGGAGGCGAGGCAGUUCCGUGCCCUCAACGCCUGUUCUCCUCUGACCCAGGAGGUUCUCUUCAGCUGGAGCACUGACAGUAUCAGCAGCCAUCCAGUGGUCAAACAACUGCAAGCCAUGAUUUUUUGUCCAGCAGUCCACCAACAGAGGGAGCUGCAGGGCUGCAAGAUGCUGCAGGGCUGGUCCAAGCAACUCCUCCCGCUGUAUGGUCUGACUGGCUGUUCUGAUCCACUGCCAUUCAUCUGCAAGAGCAGCAGAGAACGUUACCUGAAGAUGAAGGAGCUGAGUGAUUCUCAGAGCUCUCGUCCUACUGCUUUUAUGGACCAGGUGAAGAAGCUCUCCAAUAAAACCCAGUCCCAGGUGGUACUGGGGCAGCAGCCAUCAGGUCCAGUGAGCUGGGCUCAGGCAUCCACCCUGCUGGACGUGUCCGUCCAGGCACUGGAGGAAACCCAGCAGGAGGUUCUGCAGCCAGCAGACAUGCUGUCCCUCAUCCAGCUGCUGUCACUGGCUGCAGAUGUCCCUGCCAAGCCACCCCCUGACGCCAACAGCAGCCAAACCAGCGCCCAGGAGCUCAGCCAGCACUUUAUCAGUGUGGCAGACAGCGUCAUCAGCCAGGACAACAUUCUCACAUGGCAGGCCAUCAAAGAGGUGGUGAGCGGUCCCAUGGACGUGGUCAAGAGCAUUGACCGUAUGGUGACAAGCUUGAGCCCUCAGCUGAUGGCAGAGACUGACCACCUGACCAUUCACAGUCCCAACAUCAAGCUGGAGGUGCAGCAGCAAAACUUGAACGAAGGCUCCAGUGCAUCACAAUUCUGUGGGCCUGAGACAGAGAAAGAUAGCAACCUAGACUGUAUUUCAGUCCCACAUCAGAAGAUACAGGAUCUCCAUAACAACGGCUUCCAUAGACUCACGUUGGUCAACACGUGGUAUGGUUCUCUGCGGCCUCUUUUCAAUCCGGAGAACAUCACCGUGGUUCCUACUGUCACUGAUGGCAGCCAGAGGUAUUUGGGCACCAUCCUGGGCUCCUCAGUGAUCUCCACCACGGUCCUAGGAGAUGACCAGCCAAUCAGCAUGGCAGUUCGCUUCCAGCUCCAACACAGAGCCCAGAAUCCCCUUGGCACUGUGCAUGAUCCUGUAUGCGCCUUCUGGGAUUUUGAUCUCACUCCAGAGGCUGGUGGGUGGUGGAAUACCAAGGGUUGUGAGGUAGUGUCCAAACAAUAUGGCUCCACGGUCUGCUACUGCAACCACACCACCAAUUUUGCAUUGCUGCUGCAGGUUUACGAAGUCCAGAGGAGCCCAGAGAAUGAAAAACCUCUGCAGGUGCUGACGUUCAUUGGCUGUGGAGUGUCUCUGUGUGGCCUCCUCUUCACCUUCAUCCUCUUCAUCGCUGUGGGGGUCCCUAAAUCCGACCGUACCACUGUCCAUAAGAAUCUGAUAGUGGCACUGGGGGUUGCUGAGCUGUUGCUGGUGUGCAGUGACUGGGCCUCCGCCAAUGAGGAGGCAUGCCUUGUGGUGACAGCACUGCUCCAUCUCUUCUUCAUGGCCUCCUUCUCUUGGAUGCUGGUGGAAGGCCUGCUACUCUGGAGCAAGGUGGUGUCUGUCAACAUCAGCGAGGACCGCAGGAUGAAAGUCUACUACAUUAUUGGUUGGGGACUACCUGUUCUGAUUGUCGGCAUAACAUUGACAAUAUCAGUGGACAAGUACAAAGCAGACGAUCACUGCUGGCUCAAUGUGAAGACUGAUAUGAUUUGGGCAUUCGUGGGACCUGUUAUAUUUGUCUUAGCGGUCAAUGCAGUAGUUCUGUGUCGGGUUGUCAUGGUGACCGUAUCCAGUGCUCGUCGCCGUGCUAAGAUGCUCAGUCCAAGCUCAGCAUCAAAGAUGCAGACCUUUGACCUGACUUGGGCUGUAACGCGGCCAGUUCUCAUUCUGCUGCCGGUGCUGGGCCUGACCUGGCUGUGUGGAGUGCUGGUCCAUCUGUCCAUAGUGGUCGCCUACGUCUUCAUCGCUCUCAACGCCUUCCAGGGCCUGUAUAUAUUCCUAGUAUAUGCCGUUUACAACAGUGAGGUGAGGAAUGCCAUAAAGAGGAUCAAAGAAAAGAGGAAAGCCUUAUCGUUCACAAACUGUUCCCAGCCAACCAGCUUCCUGCCAUCCCAGAGGGCCCCAGCCACCUCCUGGGGCCACAGUCUACCAACACCCUCCAGUCCGGAGACCAGUGAGACCUCUGGACCCCCCAGCUCCACCUCCACCUCCCUGGUCAUCAAGAAUGAGAGUUUCAGAAAGGAGAGCUUUGUGAGUUUCUCCUUGAAACCAGCAUCAGGAAACCAAGUGGUUCAGCUCACUGGAUUCAAGCCAUCAGGUUGUUGAAGUGCAUAUGGAGUGGAUCCUGAUACUCCGUCACUAUAAACAUGCAACGCACUGAAAGAAAGCAGAACUGGACAUUGAAUAACUUUUCACAAAUACAAACAACAAAGUCAAAUAGCAAAGCUAGUCAUGAAUGCACACACAUCCCACCUGAAGUGCACAGGCACUAUACACCAAUGCUGCUGGGGUGGAGUGACUGGAAGAAGAAGAUGAGGAUGAC